AUGGAGUUCAGGAACUCGACCUUGGUAAGUGGGUUCAUCUUGUUGGGGAUUCUGGAUGGCAGUGGCUCUCCUGAACUGCUCUGUGUCACCAUCACAGCCCUGUACAUGUCAGCUCUGACCAGCAAUGGACUGCUGCUCCUGGCCAUCACUAUGGAUGCCUGGCUCCACGUGCCCAUGUACCUCCUACUUGGACAGCUGUCUCUCAUGGACCUCCUUCUGACAUCAGUUAUUACUCCCAAGGCAAUCAUGGUUUUUCUACUCAAAGAUAACACCAUCUCUUUUGGAGGUUGUGCCCUUCAGAUGUUUCUAGAACUGGUACUGGGUGGUGCAGAGGACCUCCUUCUGGCCUUCAUGGCCUAUGACAGGUAUGUAGCCAUUUGUCACCCUCUGACCUACAUGAUCUUUAUGAGGCCAAGUGUUUGCUGGCUCAUGGUGGCUGCCUCAUGGAUCCUGGCAUCAGUGAUGGCCCUAGGAUUUACCAUCAACACCAUGCAUUACCCUUUCUGCAAAUACCGACAGAUCAGACACCUGUUCUGUGAGAUCCCUCCCUUGCUAGAGCUGGCUUGUGCAGACACUUCUAGUUAUGAACUUGUGUUUUAUUUGGUGGGUGUGCUCAUGCUAAUUCUCCCUCUUACUGCUAUCUUUUUCUCUUAUGCACAGAUUUUGUUCACUGUUCUCCACAUGCCCUCCAACAAGGGCAGGAAGAAAGCCCUUGUGACCUGUUCCUCACACAUGACUGUUGUGAGCAUGUAUUUUGGGGCUCUCACGGUCAUGUAUGUCCUACCCAGUUCCUACCACAAUCCAAAGCAAGACAAUAUCUUCUCUGUUUUCUAUACAGUUGUCACCCAGCUCUGA
Molecule: messenger RNA, 855 nt
Organism: Psammomys obesus (fat sand rat)
Lineage: Eukaryota; Metazoa; Chordata; Mammalia; Rodentia; Muridae
Product: olfactory receptor 2AG2-like
Exons: 1
Coding region: 1-855 (284 amino acids)
Biological process (GO): G protein-coupled receptor signaling pathway
Cellular component (GO): membrane
Molecular function (GO): olfactory receptor activity; G protein-coupled receptor activity
Source: RefSeq, a predicted model, not a curated record